Molecule: messenger RNA, 375 nt
Organism: Parnassius apollo (apollo)
Lineage: Eukaryota; Metazoa; Arthropoda; Insecta; Lepidoptera; Papilionidae
Source: the annotation of a GenBank genome assembly
AUGACGUUUAAAUACGAUAUAGUAACCUUACUGGAACUUUUUGAAACAAGACCAUUCCUAUGGGAUAAAUCAUCGGACGCGUUUAUAGAUAAAGUUGUUAAACAAAGGGCAUGGAACGAGAUCUUCCGCUUCUUGGAAGAACGUUAUGAUGAAUUAACUACUGAUGAAAAGAAACAAGUUGGUAGGGAGAGUGAAAUUGAGGACUUCAUUAUCAGUGUCGGUAUGAACAGCGACAGCGAAGAUGAAAGUGACGACUAUGAAGACCAGGACUGUGAAAGUGACCAGUCCAUGGAGGAUUAUAAUCAAUUGAUGGAGGGAAUUGAACCAAUUAUGAGUUCAGAUGACCAGGAUACUGCUGGACCAAGCGGUUUAUAA